Molecule: messenger RNA, 1995 nt
Organism: Acaromyces ingoldii
Lineage: Eukaryota; Fungi; Basidiomycota; Exobasidiomycetes; Exobasidiales; Cryptobasidiaceae
Product: L-amino acid oxidase LaoA
Exons: 2
Coding region: 1-1995 (664 amino acids)
Biological process (GO): amino acid catabolic process
Molecular function (GO): polyamine oxidase activity; L-amino-acid oxidase activity
Source: RefSeq, a predicted model, not a curated record
AUGAGCAGCGCCAAAGUAGUCAGGGUGUCUGUCUCGGACGUCCUUGAGCGGGGCUCGCUUGCCAACAUUCAUCUCGAAUGGGACCGCGGCUCGAGGGACGGUACGCAGCGUGCCACUUAUGGACCGUGCCAUGGUGGGAACCAUGCCGACACGGACACGCAGCUGGCUCGCUUUUCAGGAAGCCCAGACCGGCUGGCUUGGGCUGUCGCGGAGGAUGCGCAGCCCGGUGGCUGCAUCAAAAUCUUCGACGAUCAGAGCAGCCAGCUGCUUGGCUAUAGCGAGUCGCUCUUGAUACAAAGGCAGCCCUUGCGCAAACGUGCUCACGACCAGCUCGACCACCCGCUACUCAAGGAUUUUGACUCGCUCGGCGCCUGGUUCGAUGGCGUGGCGAAGAUACGACAACGCACGGCCAACGAGGGUGCCGUGGUGGCUAAAAGCAAAAAUGUGUCCAUUGCCAUCGUUGGCGCGGGUGUCUCGGGCCUGGCAACCGGACUGAUGCUCGACAGCGUUGGUGUGCACAAUUGGCGCAUCCUCGAGGCCAGUGGCCGUGUUGGCGGACGUUUUAGGACCAUCUUCGUUGGAGGAACGCAAGAGUGGGCAGAGAUGGGCCCCAUGCGACUGCCCUACAACGUCACGUACGACGACGGCGAGACACUGACGUACACGGACCACCGCAUGACUUUCCAAUUGGCCGAGACGCUCAACGAAAUGAAUGCAGGCGAUGAGUCUCUGAAGAUUGACUUCAUCGACUGGAUCCAGCACCACCCCAAUGAGCUCCUGGCUCGGGGCACGGGACGUCAUGCGGAUGGCCGCAUCCCGACCCGCGACGACAUUGCGAGAAACCCUUCGUUGGCUUCACCACCACCUAUGACAACUAAAGAGUACAACGAGACCAAGUCGCAGAUGAAUGACAUCUUGCUCAAAAAGGAGGUCCUCAAGAGCCUGCAGCGUGACGUCUGGCGGGCCCACAAGCUCGCCAUGGACCAGAACCUCGACGAUUGGUCCGAGCAGGCCUUUAUGCGCCACGUGCUCAAGGCCAGCGAGAACGUCACCGACGCCAUCUGGACGGCCUCGGACUACGAUGUGUUCUGGGACGAGCUGCAUCACAACUCCAAUCUCGGCUUGGCCGGUGGUCCCUCUGCUUUUGGAGAAACGAAAUGGAAGGCGGUUGAUCGAGGUUUCAGCCGGAUCGGAGAGGCGUUUGUGCCGCAUGUCAAGGAUAGGCUCACGCUCAAUCGCCAGGUUCGCAAGCUGGAGGACAUCAACAACAAGACCAGGCUGUCGUGGUACCCCAGCACAGACAAUCGGACAUACGAAUCGGAGGACUUCGACUACACAAUCAUGGCUGUGCCCUUCACCAUGACCCGGUUCAUGGAUCUGCCCGAUUUUUCAUCGGUCCUUUCGCGCGCCAUCAGCGAGGCCGGUCUUCGCUUCAAGUCGGCCUGCAAGGUUGCGCUACUCUUUAAAGAGCGCUUCUGGGAGCAUGGCGAGCGACCCAUCUUUGGCGGCUACUCCCAACCAUCGAGCAACGCAGUCGGAGCGCUCUAUUACCCUGUCUACAACCUCAAUGAGACGGGUCGACCUGGACUGAUCAUGCACUAUCGCGGAGGCGACUGGAGCGAUCGCUUCGUGAGCUUUUCCGACGAGGAACACGUCCAGACCGUCCUCGAUGCGAUUGUAGAGCUCCACGGGGAGCAGGCUCGAGAGAUGUACACGGGUCAUUACGAGCGCCUGUGCUGGCUCCAGGACGAACACACGGCCACGUCGUGGUGCCGACCGGAUGUGGAGCAGCACAAGCUCUACAUCCCGGCCUACCACGAGACUGAGCACAGGACCAUCUUCAUUGGUGAGCACACGGCGCCGACGCACGCGUGGGUCAGCUCAUCGCUGCACUCGAGCGUCCGAGGUAGCAUACAGCUCCUCCUUGAACUGGGUCUCGUCGACGAGGCAAAGGAGCUCAAUCGCAAGUGGAUGGGCCGCUGGAUUCGCCUGUAG